Cynara cardunculus var. scolymus (artichoke) is the source of this 2094-nucleotide messenger RNA. Its product is annotated as pentatricopeptide repeat-containing protein At2g01510, mitochondrial-like. The coding region runs from base 1 to 2088 and encodes 695 amino acids. Gene Ontology annotation, molecular function: RNA binding; zinc ion binding; protein binding. The record is from RefSeq and is a predicted model, not a curated record. NCBI's taxonomy places the organism in Eukaryota, Viridiplantae, Streptophyta, Magnoliopsida, Asterales, Asteraceae. The transcript has a single exon. Gene Ontology annotation, biological process: RNA modification.
AUGAAGAAUGUUCAUCGGGGGUUAAACAUGUUUAGGAACAAUAUUGGCUUUGAAAUUGAAAGCCAUUAUGACAUAAUUCUUCAUUCCUGUAACAGUUUAGCUUUUCUCGCACAGGUACACUCCUUUCUUACUACCACCGGCAUUAUCAAGCAAAGUGUUCAUUUGGGUGCACGGGUUAUCAUCAAAUAUUCCGACUUCUUGCAUCUUGAAAGUGCUAGGUUCGUGUUUGAUGCMACCGAUCAUGAAUCCAGUUCUUUCUUGUGGAACACGAUGCUCCGUGCCUAUGCAAACACUGGUUUCUGCUCGGAGGCUUUGGAAUUCUAUUCACUUAUGCGCAAAACUGGCGUUCAACCGAAUAAUUACACAUUCCCAUUUGCUCUCAAAUCGUGCGCAGCUAAUUUGUUGUCUACCUAUGGAAAAUUGGUUCAUUCUGAAGUAAUAAGAACUGGGUUCGGUUCAGAUAUUUAUGUGGAGGCCGCUCUUGUUGAUAUGUAUGCAGGAUGUGGUCUUAUUGAAGAUGGUCGCAAGGUGUUUGAUAAAAUGUCAAAGAGGGAUCUUGUGUGCUGGACUGCAAUGAUCACAGCUUAUGAACAAGCUGAGAUGGCUGAGACAGCUUUGUUUCUGCUUCAUCAAAUGCAACAAGAGGGACUCUCAUUGGAUUGGGUUACAACUGUGACAGUUGCGUCUGCUAUUGGCCAGUUAGGAGAUGCCAAGAGAGGUCGGGCCGUUCAUGGAUACGCCAUUCGUAAUGCAUUCUUUCAAGAGUUACCCGUCGUUAAUUCCAUUCUAGCCAUGUAUGCCAAAUGUGGGGAGAUUGAAAAUGCAGAACUGAUCUUUGAUCAUACAAAGCAAAGAAAUUGCAUAACUUGGAAUUCUAUGCUUACUUGCUAUACCCAAAAUGGACUAGCUAGCGAAGCUCUGUUACUUUUUGAACGAAUGAAGAUAUCCAAUGUCAAUCCUAAUCAGGUGACGGCAUUGAUCCUUGUUUCAGCAUGUGCUUAUCUUGGUUCCCGUCAGCUUGCAACCAAGAUCCAUGAUUUUAUUCUCCAAAACGAAAUAGAAAUCAACCUAACAUUGUGGAACGCGAUACUGGACAUGUAUGCCAAAUGUGCAAAUUUGGAAACUGCUUUAAAAAUGUUCAAAGAAGUGCCYGUGAGCCACCUUGAUGUGAGUUCCUGGAACACUUUAAUAUCAGGGUUUGGCAUGCAUGGUUAUGGAAAAGAAGCACUCARACACUUCAGCAAGAUGAUAAAUGAAGGCUUUCAACCAAACCACAUCACCUUCAUUUCUGUUCUUUCUGCUUGUAGCCAUGCAGGGCUUGUUGAUGAAGGAAAAAAGUGUUUCUCAGAAAUGGAAAGAUUAUCUGUGACACCAGAGCCAAAACAUUUCKCUUGUAUGGUUGAUAUGCUUGGCCGAGCUGGACUCUUAGAUGAAGCUUACGAAUUGAUAAAAAGUAUGCCAUCAGAGCCAAAUGACGAAAUUUGGGGAGCUUUGCUUUUGGCUUGUAAAAUUUAUGGAAAUACAAAUUUAGCAAAAGUUGCUGCUGAUAAUCUUUUCCACCUUGAACCACAACAUACCGGAUAUUAUGUAUUAAUGUCAAAUAUCUAUGCAGCUUCAAGAAAUUGGCAAGAAGUUGGAAAUCUGAGACAAGAUAUGAAAAAUAAAGGGUUAAGAAAGCCUGCAGCACUGAGUUUGAUUGAGUUUAAUAACGAGUUGCAUGGUUUUCACACUGGGGAGCAGUUGGAUCCGUUUACGAGAGACAUUUAUCGAAAGGUAGAGGGGAUGGUUGUAGAACUAAAAAUGGCAGGUUAUAUUCCUGAUUUAUCUUGUGUAUUUCAUGAUGUAGAAGAUGAAGAUAAGGACAGCAUGCUCAACUAUCAUAGUGAAAAGCUAGCUUUGGCUUUUGGGCUCAUAAAUAUUGAUACAAGAUUGCCUAUCCGCAUAACGAAGAAUCUUAGAGUUUGCAGUGAUUGCCAUUCGACUUUUAAAUUGGUUUCUUAUGUGUAUGGAAGGAAAAUUGUAGUGAGAGAUGUGAACCGCUUCCAUCAUUUUGAAGGUGGUUCGUGUUCGUGCAAUGACUACUGGUAAUGCAGA